This is a messenger RNA of Schistosoma spindalis, 3567 nucleotides long. Lineage: Eukaryota; Metazoa; Platyhelminthes; Trematoda; Strigeidida; Schistosomatidae. The record is from the annotation of a GenBank genome assembly.
AUGGAUGAUCAUGAGAAAACAAUCAAUAAUGAUGAAUCAAUUGAUUAUGUUACAAAUUAUGUAACAUUUCCAUCAAUUAAAGAUUCUAUUUAUCAUACAAAUCAACAAGACAAUUAUAUUCAUAAUAAUAAUGACUAUUAUUAUCAUCAUCAUCAUGAUCAUCACGAUCACCAUCAUGAUCAUGAUCAUCAUCAAUAUGAACAUAAUCAUCUUGAUCCAUCUGAACAAAGACAUUAUUUAUCAUCUAAUAAUUCAUUACAACAAUCUUAUAUACAUUAUACAAUGAAUACAGAUGAACAUAUAGUUCCAAUAAAUAAUACAUCUUCAAUGACUACAAAUAAUACAACAUCAUAUAUGGAAGAUAUAAAUGAUAAUCAUAAUAAUCAUAAUCAUAAUGUAACUAAUGCUUCAUCUACUACUUGUACUGUUAAUGCUACUGCAGCAGCUAUGGCAGCAGCAGCAGCAGCCGCCGCCGCCGCCGCUGCUGCUGCAGCAGCUGCUGUAGUAGUAACAACAACAACAACAACAACAUCAACUGAACUUAUUGUUACAUUACAUCAUACAGAUUAUUCUAUAAAUUCAUAUUAUCAUCAACCUAUUUUAUCUACAUCAUUUCCAUAUACAUCAAAUACGAAUGAUUAUCAAUAUUAUAUAAAUGAUCAACAAUAUCAACAUCCUCAUCCUCAUCAACAUCCUCCUCAUCAUCAUUAUCAUCAUGAAUCAGUUGAUUUAUUCACAUUACAUCAUAAUCAUACAUUAAAACAACAAGAACAACAAUAUGAUAUUGAAGAGAUUAAUCAUAGUAUAGAUACUACUAUAAUACCUACUACUUCUAACAAUAAUAAUAGUAAUAGUAGUAUUGAUCAUAAUGAUAAUCAUAGUAAUAAUCAUGUUAAUCCUUUAGAUGGAACAAAAAGAUAUCAUGUACAUCAUUCAAAUGAGAAUCAUAUAAAAUCUCAAAUCAAAUUAACUAUUACUGAUGAAGAUGAUGAAGAGGAUGUAAAACAUCAAAAUCAAACUAUACUUAAAUCUGGUAUGUUAUGUCUUAUAUGUGAAGAUAAAGCAACAGGUAAACAUUAUGGUGCUUAUUCAUGUGAUGGAUGUAAAGGAUUUUUUCGACGUUCUGUACGUCGUAAACAUUCAUAUACAUGUCGUCAUAAGAAAAAUUGUAUUGUUACAAAAGAUAAACGUAAUCAAUGUAGAUUUUGUCGUUUUCGUAAAUGUUUUCGUGUUGGUAUGAAAGAAUCUGCUGUACAAAAAGAACGUGAUAAAAUAAGUAAUCGUCAUGCAACUUAUGAUCCUAAUUCAUCAAUUCAUUCAAGUAUAGAUUUACAAAAAUUAUUACAAGCUGAAGCAAUAGCGAAUUGUGCAAUACAUCAAAAUUAUAUUAAUAUAAGUAAGAAAUCUACUGAUUUCUAUAAUGAACAAUCCAAUUCUAAAGAAUUAAAUGAGAAUAAUUUAGCUAAUAUUAAUGAUAUUUGUGAAUCAAUACGGACUCAAUUAAUAUUUUUAAUUGAAUGGGCUAAAAAUCUAUCUGUAUUCACAUCAUUAACAAUUAAUGAUCAAAUUGCAUUAUUACAAGCACAUGCUGGUGAAAUGCUUAUUCUUGGUGCUAUAUGGAGAUCAAUUACAUUAGGACCAACAAUUAAUAAAUCAAAUCAAUAUAAAAUAGAAAAAUCAAAAAAUUUUGAACAGAAAUUAAAUCAAACUAAUCAUACAUCAAUAAAUAAUACUAUAGAUGAUAUAACAAUGAACCUUAAUUCAAAUAUUGUUGCUAUGGUUACUACAAAUACAACAACUACAUUAUCUAAUUCAUGGAAUAUUACAGUUACUACAAUGACAACAACAACAACAACUACAACAACUACUACUAACACUACUACUACUAAUACUACUAAUACUACUAUACCAACAACUAAUAGUAAUAAUGGAGAUCAAUCAAUACAAAAGAAUCAAUUUAUUGAUAAUACAAUAGAUACUACUUAUAUACAAUCUAUAAAUUAUGAACCACAAUUUAUUUUAUUAGGUAAUAAUCGUAUUAUAUCAAGACAAAAUCCAUUACCAGAAAUAGCUGAUUUAGCUAAUAUGAUUAUCAAUGAAAUAUAUCAACCAAUACAAAAUUUAUGCUUAGAUGAAAUUGAAAUUGUUUGUUUUAGAGCAAUCAUGUUCUUUGAUCCAAAGAAUGGACGUUUAUUAAUACGUAGUUGUCAAUAUAUUAUACAAAUGGAAUUAAUGAAUAUUAUGAAUGGUAAAUUAUAUUUACCCCAAGGUCGUUUUGGUGCAUUAUUAUUAUUAAUCCCGGAAUUUCGAUCAGUUACAUAUCAAAUGAUUCAUAAAUUACAAAUUAUACAUCAAAUGGGUUUUACAAAAUUAGAUGGUUUAUUAUCAGAAAUUUUAUUAAAUAAUUCAAUAAAUGAAUCCAAUAAUAAUAUGGAACCUAAUCAUUUAAAAUCAUCUAUGAAAUAUUAUCAUUCAUUAAAUCAAUAUAUAAUUCAUGAAGAGAAUAAGUUACCAACAAUCUGUUCAAUGCCUAAAUUAUAUUCAACACAAAAUGAUUAUACUCAUACUUCACAUAUUGCUAAACUAUCUACAUCGUUAUCCUCCUCCUCCUCCUCCUCUUGCUCCGCCUCCUCUUCUUGCUCCGCCUCCACCUCUACAUCCACCUCCACCUCUUCAAUUGUAUCAACAACUCAUUUUAAUAAUAUAUCUAUAUUCAAUGAAAUGGAUUAUUCAAUUCAUGAAGAAUUAACUGAUCUAAAUAAUUAUUUAACAUUAAACUCAUCUAAAUUAACACAAUUAAAUUUAUUAGAUAAAAUUUAUACUACUGAAAUAGAUCCUAAAUCUACUAUACAACAAAUUAAUAGUUCAAUCAAUUCAUCUAAUUAUCAUAGAAUACAAUCUGAAUUCAUAGAAUCUAUUCCAUCUAUACAUGUAACUAAUAUAUUAGAUUAUUAUUAUGAUAAUAAUAAUCAUAGUAAUCAUGAAAAUUGUAUUACACAGAAACAAUCAAAUAUUAAUACAAUAACACCAUAUUAUCAUACUAUUCAACCAAUUAUGAGUACAGUUAAAAAAUUUACUGGAAAUUUUGAUUUCAGUUGCCAUAGCAACAAUAGUAAUGAUACUACUACUACUACUACUACUACUAAUAAUAAUAAUAAUAGUAAUAAUAAUAAUAAUAAUAGUAAUAAUAAUAAUAAUAAUAGUAAUAAUAAUAAUCGUAAUAUUAUUCAUAAUGAUGUAAAUUCCUCACUUUUAACAAUGCAUUGUGAAGAAACUUUUGAAAAUAUUUCAAAUUCGGAUUAUUCAAUCAAUUCAAAUCUAAUUCAUUGUUUACCAAAUUUAGAACCUGGGAUAUAUUAUUCAGAUAAUCAAUUCUAUACAACUUAUUCACAUCAAUUAAAUAUUAAUAAAACAAAAUAUGAUCAGAAUACUACUAUUAAUACCAAUACUACUACUCAUAAUGAUAAUAAUAAUAAUAAUAGUUCACCAAUUUACACUAAUUACGAUGAAAAACAUUUGACACCAAUCGAUCAUUCUAAUGCAUCAUAUUCCACAAAUCACUUUUGA